Molecule: messenger RNA, 1010 nt
Organism: Arabidopsis lyrata subsp. lyrata
Lineage: Eukaryota; Viridiplantae; Streptophyta; Magnoliopsida; Brassicales; Brassicaceae
Product: TPD1 protein homolog 1
Exons: 3
Coding region: 383-889 (168 amino acids)
Biological process (GO): cell fate determination
Source: RefSeq, a predicted model, not a curated record
CUUGGUUGACUUAUUACUUAUCAAAGUGUUAUAAUUCUCUACUUUUUGUAAGCAAGGUUGCUUUCCUAAUGAAGGGACUUAUGAUACUCUGUUUAAUUAAUGGCUCAACCACCUUUUGUCAGCCCCUUUUUUCAAAACUUUUAACAAAAUUUUGGUAAUAGUUAUGUUUGUCUGAAUCUCGAGGUAGAUAGAUUUUGAGAUUGAAAAAGGGUAUUGGUCCAUACCCUUAUGGAAACAGCAGACAUGCAUGCAAUCACAAACUUCCAUUUCUUAAGUUUCUUCUCAACUCUCCACCAUGCAUGUGUAUUAUACCUCUAUAAAAAAACUCUCCAUCUACUAGAAUAGAGAAAAAGCCUCCACAUCUUUUGGCUACUGCAAGAGAAUGGAACAUCUCUACCAAUUCCAACAUUGGCUCUUCUUCAUAGGUCUUUUGUCUCUUGCUCUGUCUGUGAAGGCCAACGGCUUCAAAGGUUCUAAUGAUGGAAGAAGCAUUAACGAAAACCGCACCGCUCUUCCCAGAAAGCUACUACUCUCUCCCGACACAUUUUCAGACAUUGGGGAUGGGACCAACAGGAUUGGACAAGAUUGCUCAAAAGAUGAUAUUGUUCUCUUUCAAGGCUCAACAAAUCCACUUCCAAGUGGAGUUCCUUCAUAUACAGUUGAGAUCUUCAACUCUUGUGUCUCCGAUUGCAAUAUCGCAGAGAUCCACGUCAGUUGUGGCUGGUUCAGCUCGGUCAGACUGGUUAACCCUCGAGUUUUCAGGCGACUCGACUACGACGAUUGUCUGGUUAACGACGGUCAACCUCUUGGUCCUGGACAGACACUCUCCUUUCAAUAUGCUAACAGCUUCUCUUACCCCCUCUCUGUUGCUUCAGUCUCUUGCUUCUGAUUUUAGAAAACUGUAUUUUGGUAUUGUACUUCAUGUAGUGGAUUAGAUUCUAACUUCAUGUAGUAGUUGAAAAAUGUUGCUAAUGUUAUUUUCAAGAAAGAGUUUAUUAAUUUAAUGAUAA